Molecule: messenger RNA, 4497 nt
Organism: Trichoderma citrinoviride
Lineage: Eukaryota; Fungi; Ascomycota; Sordariomycetes; Hypocreales; Hypocreaceae
Exons: 5
Coding region: 1-4497 (1498 amino acids)
Biological process (GO): transmembrane transport
Cellular component (GO): membrane
Molecular function (GO): ATP binding; ATP hydrolysis activity; ABC-type transporter activity
Source: RefSeq, a predicted model, not a curated record
AUGGAAGACGACGAAAGGGGAUCAACAAGAAGAGAUCACCGCGAGACGUACUCGCGAGAUUCCGACAAUGACGCCAGUACAUUUCCCUCGGCACUGAGUCGCGCCAACACGUACGAUGAAGACGGAGAGGUCAUGGAACAAGACGAUAGGACAGAGCUUAGACGCAUUGCAACCGCCCUUUCCCGUCGCCAGUCUCAUGUCGCUGCUCCGUCUCGUCGUCAGUCGGUGGGACUCGGUACGCUUGACGAGUAUGACGCCACUCUCGACCCCGAACGGCGCGAAUUCGAUCUUUCAAAAUGGCUGCUUCGAUUCAUACGUGAGCUUGGAGAAAAGGGUCUCGCAGAGCGGAGAAUCGGUGUCUCAUUUCGCAACCUCGACGUCUUCGGUACCGGCGAUGCAAUCCAACUCCAAGGAACGGUGGGCUCCGUCCUCACUUCACCUCUCAGAUUUGGAGAGUUCUUUACUUUUGGCAAAAAAGAGCCAAAGCAGAUCCUCCACAGCUUCAACGGGCUAGUCAAGAGUGGUGAGCUCUUGGUCGUGCUUGGCCGUCCAGGUUCUGGCUGUAGUACCCUUCUCAAAUCCAUUUGCGGCGAGCUACAUGGUCUCAAUCUGGGAGAGAGUUCCAACAUUAGCUACAAUGGUAUCCCACAGAAGCAGAUGAAGAAGGAGUUCAGAGGUGAAGCAAUCUACAAUCAAGAGGUCGACAAACACUUUCCCCAUCUUACCGUCGGCCAGACCCUCGAAUUCGCAGCUUCGGUUCGAACACCAUCCCACCGUGUCCACGAUAUGCCUCGCGGCGAAUACUGUCGCUACAUUGCCAAGGUUGUCAUGGCAGUGUUUGGCCUCACUCAUACCUACAAUACGAAAGUCGGCGAUGACUUUAUUCGCGGCGUAUCAGGAGGUGAAAGGAAGCGCGUCAGUAUCGCCGAAAUGGUUCUGGCAGGCUCACCGUUCUCUUCCUGGGAUAACAGGUGUGUCCAUCUUUACCUCUAUAUCACUCGAGGUCUUGACUCCGCGACAGCUUUCAAGUUUGUGAAAGCGCUCCGAGCGUCCGCCGAUUUGGGCAACCACGCAAAUGCCGUUGCCAUCUAUCAAGCCAGUCAGGCCAUCUACGACCUUUUCGACAAGGCAACAGUCUUAUAUGAGGGCCGUCAGAUCUACUUUGGACCAGCAAAGGAGGCAAAGGCCUACUUCGAGAGGCAGGGUUGGUACUGCCCUCCGCGCCAGACAACAGGUGACUUCUUAACUUCAGUCACCAACCCAGUGGAGCGUCAACCUCGUCCGGGCAUGGAGUUGAAAGUGCCUCGAACUCCGCAAGAUUUCGAACGGAUGUGGUUACAGUCUCCUGAAUUCAACGCUCUGCAGAAAGAUCUCGACCAGUAUGAGGAAGAGUUUGGCGGCGAGCGGCAGGGAGAGACCUUGGCGCAGUUCCGCCAGCAGAAGAAUUUCCGGCAGGCCAAGAACAUGCGGCCCAAGUCUCCGUACAUCAUCAGCAUCCCGAUGCAAAUCAGAUUCAAUACGAAACGCGCCUAUCAGCGCAUAUGGAAUAACAAAUCGGCAACAAUGGCGUCCACCGUGGUUCAGAUCGUCAUGGCUCUCAUUAUCGGCUCCAUAUUCUUCGGCACUCCCAACACGACGGAUGGCUUCUACGCCAAAGGCUCAGUCUUGUUCGUAGCCAUCUUGCUCAAUGCAUUGACAGCGAUAUCCGAGAUCAAUAACUUGUAUGCACAGCGGCCCAUUGUCGAGAAGCAUGCCUCGUAUGCCUUUUAUCAUCCAGCCACCGAAGCAGCUGCGGGUAUCGCUGCCGACAUUCCUAUCAAGUUCAUCACGGCAUCCGUCUUCAAUGUCAUCCUCUACUUCAUGGCAGGUUUGAGGCGAGAGCCCUCCCAAUUCUUCAUCUACUACCUCAUCGGCUACAUCUCUAUCUUCGUCAUGAGCGCCAUUUUCAGGACAAUGGCCGCAAUCACCAGAACAGUUUCACAGGCCAUGUCGCUCGCUGGAAUCUUGGUUCUUGCUCUUGUCAUUUAUACUGGCUUUACCAUCACUGUGCCAUCCAUGCAUCCUUGGUUUAGCUGGAUCAGAUGGAUCAAUCCCAUCUACUACGCAUUUGAGAUUCUCGUCGCCAACGAGUUCCACGGUCAAAAUUUCCCUUGCGGCGGCAGCUUUGUUCCCCCAUAUAGCCCUCGUAUCGGCAAUUCUUGGAUAUGCCCAGUACCAGGCGCUGUUGCGGGUAGCGAAACCGUGAGCGGCGACGCUUUCAUCGCGACCAACUACGAGUACUAUUACUCCCAUGUGUGGCGGAAUUUUGGCAUCUUGAUAGGAUUUCUCAUCUUUUUCAUGGCCAUCUAUUUCACUGCAACUGAGUUGAACUCGUCGACUACAAGUACAGCCGAGGCCCUUGUUUUCCGACGCGGUCACGUUCCCACACAUAUCUUGAAGGGCGAAGGCGGUCCGGCUAGGACAGAAGACGCGACUGACGAGAAAGGCCUGCAUGGUGAUCAAACUACCGGUUCCAACGUGAAAGGCCUGGAUCCUCAGAGAGACAUUUUCACCUGGCGGGACGUCGUUUACGAUAUCAAGAUCAAGAGCGAAGACCGCAGGCUUCUGGAUCAUGUCUCUGGCUGGGUGAAGCCGGGCACCCUGACCGCACUGAUGGGUGUCAGUGGUGCAGGAAAGACGACUCUUUUGGACGUUCUGGCUCAGCGAACUACCAUGGGCGUCAUUACGGGCGAUAUGCUUGUGAAUGGUAGGCCACGAGACCUCAGCUUCCAAAGGAAGACGGGCUAUGUCCAGCAACAAGGUUUAGAUUUACACCUCGAGACCGCCACCGUCCGCGAGAGUCUGCGAUUCAGUGCCAUGUUGCGCCAGCCCAAGUCGGUCAGCAAGGAAGAAAAGUACGCAUUCGUCGAAGAGGUCAUCAAGAUGCUCAACAUGGAAGAGUUUGCCAAUGCAGUUGUUGGAGUUCCCGGUGAGGGUCUCAACGUGGAACAGCGAAAGCUCCUUACCAUCGGAGUUGAGCUCGCAGCCAAGCCAAAGCUGCUCCUCUUUCUCGAUGAACCAACCAGCGGCCUCGAUUCUCAGAGCUCAUGGGCUAUUUGCUCCUUUCUCCGCAAGCUUGCCGAUUCGGGUCAGGCAAUUCUAUGCACCGUUCAUCAGCCAAGCGCCAUCCUCUUCCAGACAUUUGAUCGCUUGCUUUUCUUGGCAAAGGGCGGAAAGACCGUCUACUUUGGUAACAUUGGCGAAAACUCUCACACGCUUUUGGACUACUUUGAGGAGCAUGGCGCAAGAAAGUGUGGCGAUGAAGAGAAUCCAGCCGAGUACAUGCUCGAAAUUGUCAACAACGGUGUCAACAGCAAAGGAGAGGACUGGCACUCGGUGUGGACGGCGAGCUCGGAAUAUCAGAAUGUCCAAAAGGAGCUCGACCGUCUUCACGCGGAAAAGCUAGCCGAGAACCCUGGUGCAGAAGACGAUGCCUCGUCUCAUUCCGAGUUUGCCACGCCUUUUACAACCCAGCUCUGGGAGGUCACGUAUCGAAUCUUUCAGCAGUACUGGCGCUUGCCCGGUUACAUCUUUGCCAAAUUUAUGCUUGGUAUUGCUGCUGGACUGUUUAUCGGCUUUUCGUUCUUCAACGCCAAUUCCUCGUUGGCGGGAAUGCAGGAUGUCAUCUUUUCCGUCUUCAUGGUGACGACCAUCUUUUCUACUAUCGUUCAGCAGAUCCAACCUCUUUUUGUUACCCAGAGAUCACUGUACGAAGUUCGUGAACGCCCAAGCAAAGCUUACUCAUGGAAGGCCUUUAUCCUUGCCAACGUAUUUGUCGAGAUCCCUUACCAGAUCAUCAUGGGCAUCCUCGUCUUCGCCUGCUUCUACUACCCUGUUGUUGGUGUCCAGAGCUCCAUCCGACAAAUUCUUGUUCUCCUCUUCAUCAUGCAGCUAUUCAUCUUUGCAAGCUCGUUCGCCCACAUGAUUAUUGUCGCUAUGCCAGAUGCACAGACGGCUUCCAGCAUUGUGACUUUCUUGGUGCUAAUGAGCACGCUCUUUAACGGAGUCUUGCAGUCACCCACUGCACUCCCGGGAUUCUGGCUGUUCAUGUGGCGUGUUUCCGUUUUUACUUAUUGGGUCGCUGGUAUAGUUGCCACAGAGCUUCACGGACGGCCGAUUGUCUGUUCAAAGAGCGAGCUGUCCAUCUUCGAUCCGCCCAACGGCCAGACCUGUGGUGAUUAUCUGGCGCCGUUCCUCCAACAGGCACCAGGACAGCUGCAGAACCCCUCGUCGACCGACCAGUGCCGCUACUGCCAGCUCAGCAAUGCGGACCAGUACCUUGCCGGGUCAGAGAUCUUUUGGAGCGACAGGUGGCGCAACUACGGCAUUGUUUGGGCGUACAUCGUCUUCAAUAUCUGCACGGCGAUUACCCUGUAUUAUCUCUUCCGGGUCAGGAAAUGGAAUACCGGCAGCUUCAAAGUCCGUUUUCCUUGGGGAAAGAAAGCUGCGAAGCAAUGA